GUCUGGUCUCCCAAACGGUUUCUCAAGCGAAGACGGAAGUACACGGAAGUGAACCCUCUUGAACUUCUCGAACAGCUCCUCUGGCGCGUGGCGCGUGCGAGUUUGAUUUGUUUGGCUAACUUCGCUCGACGUCUGAAGCGUUUUUGCGUUUGUCCCCAUGUCAAAUAAAACUGUAAAACGUCCCGGGGUCGGGGUCGGAGUGCUGGUAACGGACUCGUCCCACCCUGGUUGUGUUCUCCUCGGAAAACGGAGAAGCGCGAUGGGUGAGGGAAAAUAUCAGCUCCCCGGCGGUCAUUUGGAGUUUGGAGAGACGUGGGAGGAAUGUGCUCACAGAGAGGUGCUGGAGGAAGCUGGGGUGCGUUUGGUGAACGUCCGCUUUGCGUCAGUGGUGAACUCCAUCAGACUGGAGGAGCAGUACCACUACGUCACUAUAUUCAUGCAAGGAGACCUGGACAGGAAGCAGUCAGGAGAGCCGGUGAACCUGGAGCCAGAGAAGAACGAGGGCUGGACAUGGACACGCUGGGAUGAGUUUCCUCCAGAGCAGCAGCUCUUCCUGCCGCUGGCCGGUCUGAGACAACAAGGCUUCCAUCCGUUCAGGAACACAUAAAACAAAGACUCAACCUCAACCUUGAAAGUGCAUG
Messenger RNA from Lates calcarifer (barramundi perch), 641 nucleotides. RefSeq names its product nudix (nucleoside diphosphate linked moiety X)-type motif 15 (gene nudt15). Gene Ontology annotation, molecular function: 8-oxo-7,8-dihydrodeoxyguanosine triphosphate pyrophosphatase activity. Gene Ontology annotation, cellular component: cytosol. The transcript is spliced from 3 exons. Gene Ontology annotation, biological process: dGTP catabolic process. Lineage: Eukaryota; Metazoa; Chordata; Actinopteri; Centropomidae. The record is from RefSeq and is a predicted model, not a curated record. Bases 158 to 607 code for a protein of 149 amino acids.